Molecule: messenger RNA, 1177 nt
Organism: Funneliformis geosporum
Lineage: Eukaryota; Fungi; Glomeromycota; Glomeromycetes; Glomerales; Glomeraceae
Source: the annotation of a GenBank genome assembly
AAGAGGCUCAAAGGUUAACCCAACUAGAAAUGUUCCCGCCAGAAUUGGAUGUUUCAACAGUGCGAGAAUUAGAAGCAAGUUUAAAUAAUCAAACCAACUUAACCCCCGAAGAACAGCAACAGAGUGAUUAUUUAAGAAACUUACAGCAGAAUACUUUACGGAAUGCCGAGAAUAAUUAUCGGUCCAGGUAUGGUGCUUUAAAUGAAGAUGGCUCAGAUAAAGGAAAAGGGAUGGGCGGAGGAGUAAUUUUUCUACUGGCGAUUGGUGGCAUAGCAUUAGUGGCAGACAAAAAUAAGCCAAAAAAGUAUAUUUUAGCCAUGUUCCCUUACCCUUCGGGAAGUGGCUUACAUGUUGGUCAUAUCCGCAAUUACACCAUCGCCGAUGCCUUAGCCCGUUUUUACCGCUUAAAAGGAUAUAAUGUUCUAAUGCCUAUUGGUUGGGAUGCUUUUGGUUUACCAGCCGAACAAUAUGCUAUUCAAACUAAUAAUCACCCAGCCACUUUUACUCAAAAAAAUAUUGAAAACUUUAAACAACAAUUAUUGAGGUUAGCCGAAUAUAAAGAAAUACCAGUUUAUUGGUGUGAAAAAUUAGGCACGGUUUUAGCGAAUGAAGAAAUAAAAAAUGUAGAGAGCGAAAAGGUUUCUGAACUGCUAGACAAACAUUUAGUUGUUACAGUUUUCACCAAAAGUCCGCAAACCCUUUAUGGGGUAACUGCACUCGCUUUGUCAGUUAAUCAUCCUUUUGUUGACCAAAUUACUUCUUUUGAUAGGAAAUCCAAAGAUAAAGAAAGCAAAGAAAUAUGCGGAGAAUUUACCGGAAGUUAUUGUCAACAUCCUCUAACUAAUGAAAAAUUACCAAUUUGGGUAACUAACUUUGUGGUUGAUGAAUAUGGAACCGGAGCAGUAAUGAUUAAUGCUUUUGCUCUUGAAAUAUUUUCUUAUCAAGAAAUUCCGAAACUAGCCAGUGAAAAAGAAUUAAAACAAAACAGACAAAUUGAUUACGAUUUUGCCUCAAAGUAUAACUUACCAAUAAAAAAAAUCUUUCAAAUAAAUAAUCAGGAACAAAAGCCAACCGGUUAUUUCAUUAAUUCACCUCUAAUUAAUAAUUUAGAUGAUAAAGAAAAGGCUAUUGAGGUUAUUAACCAACAUUUAGAAAAAGAAAAAAAAGGACAAAUGGG